Molecule: messenger RNA, 985 nt
Organism: Tilletiopsis washingtonensis
Lineage: Eukaryota; Fungi; Basidiomycota; Exobasidiomycetes; Entylomatales
Exons: 2
Coding region: 1-750 (249 amino acids)
Source: RefSeq, a predicted model, not a curated record
AUGUCACUCAUCCACCCGCUCACCUUCGAGCUUCUUCCUCUUCCCUUGACGCCCUCACGUCCCUCGUGCGGCGAGCUGCACGCAUCCUCCAUCCACGAGCUGCCCCUCUCACGCGCCACGCUGCUGCAUCUCCUCCUCGCCUCGCCGCUGCUCGCUCCCGAGCUCGACGAGGCGUGUGCAGCGGGCAGCAGCACGAGCGGCGGCGGCAGCAGCAGCAGCGUACGUGCCUCGCCGUUGGCGCAGCUGCUCGCAACCGAAGUCGAGCUGAGCAGCAUGCUCGCCGCCGCGUACGAGGAUGAAGCGAUGCUCUCGGCGCUCGGCGCGCGCAUGCUUCAUCUGCAGGGCUGGCAUGCUCCCUCAUCGCCGCCUCGCGCCGCCUGGGCCUCUGCUGCCUCCGAUGAUGACGCGUCGGACGGCGACGAGUACGAGCGCGAGCUGCUGGCGCACGAAGUGCUGCACUGCGCCAGCGGCGGCGAGACAUGGGUCAUUCACCUGCGCUAUGCCGCGGCGCUGCCGCACGAGGAGGUGCUGACUGUGCAGCGCAUCGAGCUGCCCGCCGAAAGCGAUGCUGCGCAAGACGAUGAUGCUGCUCGCAUCCCUUCUCGCGCUCCCUCCGUCGACGCCCUGCCGCAGCGAGGUCCUGCUUCGCCCGCAGCUGCAGCACCAUCACGCAGCAACGCAAGCAGCACGGAUGCGGCCACGAAGCCGAUGAAGCGCAUCAAGGUGCACGACACGCGUGGCGCGCGCUGAGACGGAUUGAGAUUCUGCUCCGCCGUCGAGCGAUGCUGCGAGAUGGUGAGAGCGAUCACUGCCCUUGUGCUGGCAGGUCGACGCUGAUGCUUUCGACCGCACAGCAUCAAGCACCCGUUUCCGCAUCUAGCGCUCCUCGUCAAUCCGCGCUCGCCAGAGCUCCAACAUCGCCCUCCACCGUCACCUGCUAUCUCACGCCCCAUCUGUCAUGCGCCAGCCGCUUCACAUCCCUGUC